Messenger RNA from Closterium sp. Naga37s-1, 583 nucleotides. The record is from the annotation of a GenBank genome assembly. NCBI's taxonomy places the organism in Eukaryota, Viridiplantae, Streptophyta, Zygnematophyceae, Desmidiales, Closteriaceae.
AUGGGGCAGGGCGCUUCGCGCCGUGAUGGGCGGCAGCACGAAGCAGCACGCGGCGGCAGCCAUGGCGGGAUCCUAACGGGCUGCGACGUGCUGCGCGCCGAGUCGUUCGCGCGGCUGCGAGGGAGCAAGGUGGGUGGGGGAUGGGGAAGGGUGGGUUUGUGCACUGUACGCGUUAUAAGGCGCUAUGUCGGACUGAUUGCUCCUGUUCCCCCUUACCUCCCCUUCCCUCCCCUUCUCUCCGCCACCCCCUUCCCUCCCCAUCACUUUUCUCCCCCAUCCCCUUCCUUCAGUUCACCCUUCCUUCCCCAUCUGGUCUGGCAGGCAGGUCGGGCUGAUUGCCAAUGCCACAUCUGUGCCUCGAGAUCUCACCGCUUCCCUCCCCCAUGCGCUGCCUUCACCCAUCCCUUCCUUCCUCUGUCUCCCCCCCCCCCCCGCUUCACCGUCUCAACUCAACAGGUCUGGCAGGUCGGACUGAUUGCAAUGCCACGUCUGUGCCUCGAGAUCUCACCGCCUCCUUCCCUCCCCCCCCACCUUCUCCCUGUCCCUCUUCGCUCCCCUUCCUUUACCCUCCCCCUCAUCAUCU